Molecule: messenger RNA, 1371 nt
Organism: Dentiscutata heterogama
Lineage: Eukaryota; Fungi; Glomeromycota; Glomeromycetes; Diversisporales; Gigasporaceae
Source: the annotation of a GenBank genome assembly
AUGCCUAUUAGCAAAUCAUCUGAUGAAAGAAAACAACAUUACAUAGUGGUCAUUAAAAGCUUUCAAAAUAACGAUAUUGAGCCAACGGUUGCAACUACUAAGACUACCGAUUCUAUAUACCAAGAUCAUAUUUCUUGGGUUUCAGACUUCCAUUCCCAGGAAGCCGUCGCGACAUCUCUUGACGAAAAUGGUCCCUCGCCUACUGCUAAUAACAGCCGCAAUGAUUUUAUUAUUCACGAAUACGCCAUUGGCGAUUAUUUUCGAGCUUAUUCUGCUAUGUUUGAACCACAAUUUGUGGAAAAUAUUCUAAAACAACGAGAAGAAAUUGAUUAUGUUGCACGAGAUUCCGAGGUUUGGGUUACACGUGAUUUUGUUGGUCUUAGCGAAGAUGAUAUAAUCGAGGAGUAUUUAGCAUUAGGUGACGAUGAUAAGGAAAUAAAAAUCAAAGACCCAUUAUUUGGGAUGAGAGUUCAGACAAAUCCUACAUGGAAUCUCGAUCGUCUCGACCAACGUUUUCUGCCUCGUGAUAGUUUAUAUAUCUCACCUGCUACUGGAGGUCGAAGAGUGAAUGUUUAUGUAAUCGAUACGUACGGAGCUAUCCUUUGUACAUUAUACGUUAAGAUCAAUCAUAUAACUUAUGCCACUGGAAUAGAUAUAAAUCACACAGAUUUUCAAGGUCGAGCUUCUUGGGGCAUAUCUAUUAUUAAAGGAACACCAAACAUUGACGAAUAUGGCCACGGAACUCAUGUUGCAGGAAUUAUUGCAGGGAAAAAAUAUGGGGUGGCAAAAGCCACGAGCGUUAUCGCAGUCAAAGCUUUAGGGAAAACAGGGACCGGAUCAUGGAGUGAUGUGAUUGCUGGAAUGAGCUGGGUCGCUCAACAGCAUAAAUACAAUAAAAGGAAGCAUUCAGUUGUCAACCUCUCUUUGACUGGUAAAUAUUUUCCACCAGCCAACGCAGCAGUCAAGGCAUUAAUCGAUAUUGGCGUUCACGUAACUGUUGCAGCUGGGAAUUACUAUGGCGCAAAUUCUUGUUUUUUCUCACCCUCCUCAACCCCUGAGGCGAUUACCACAGGAUCUUCAAGCAUUGAUGAUACAAUAUCUAGAUUUUCAAACGUUGGUGCAUGUGUUGACAUCUUCGCUCCCGGUCAAAAUGUUACUUCUGUCUGGCUUAAUAACGGAACUAGAAGUCUGUCCGGAACCAGUAUGGCCUCUCCUCAUGUUGCUGGUGUUAUUGCUCUAAUUAUUGCUCAAUGUGGUAACUUGCCACCGGCCAGAAUGAAGACAAAGAUUAAAGACAUGGCAACUAGAGGAGUUUUGAAAGAUGGAAAAUUUUCUUCGUCUAAUUUGUUAUUUUUAGAUCGUCUAUACUAA